This is a messenger RNA of Bombyx mandarina (wild silkworm), 1194 nucleotides long. RefSeq names its product neuropeptide receptor A35 (gene NGR-A35). Gene Ontology annotation, molecular function: neuropeptide Y receptor activity. Gene Ontology annotation, cellular component: plasma membrane. The record is from RefSeq and is a predicted model, not a curated record. Lineage: Eukaryota; Metazoa; Arthropoda; Insecta; Lepidoptera; Bombycidae. Gene Ontology annotation, biological process: G protein-coupled receptor signaling pathway.
AUGGAUCGAAGUGAAAUUUCGUUUGAAAAUAUGACUUUCCUUGAGUGGAAUGGCUCAAUGGGCGAUGAACUAAACAUGCCCCAUUUGGACUUAGAAGUGUUCUAUAGACCCGACAUAGUGAUCAUCGCGCUGUACGUGGGUGUGCUGACCGCAUCCCUAUCUGCCAACACGCUGCUAAUAUUCGUCGUCAUCAAGUUCCAAUACAUGCGAAACGUAACAAACAUUUUCCUUGUGAACCUUUCGGUUGCUGAUCUCCUGGUGACCUUGUUCUGCAUGCCAGUGCAGAUUGCCAAGUCAGUGACCCUGCUGUGGUACUUCGGUGAGGUCAUGUGCAAAACCGUCAAUUUCCUUCAAGGAGUGGCGGUAGCUUCUAGCGUCUUCACCAUAACAGCCAUGUCAGUAGAUCGGUACUUGGCGAUCACUCAGUCCCUUCGGCAACCUUGGAUGCCGUCGCGACGUGGCGCGUGCGGACUUCUUGUUUGUCUCUGGCUGAUUGCUCUGGCCAUCUUCGCGCCGCUGCUUGCUGUGGCGGCAGUUGAACGGGAACGGGUACCAUCUUUGUCCAGAACAAAAAAUGGAUCGCAAAUUUUAGUGGAGAGAACUAUAGAGUUCUGCACUGAGAAAUGGCCUGACUCCAUCAAGAAGGAAUUGUAUGGUGCUUUCAGCUUCAUUCUGGUCUACGCUGUUCCCGGAUGUAUCGUGGUGGUCUCUUAUUCUCUGAUGGGCCGGCGGCUGUGCUCCGUGCUGCCACCUUUCGAUCAAACUGAAGGCAGUGCUAACAGUCAACAGCGCCUUCGGCUGGUGCGAGAGAGGAAGCGUGUGGCGCUGAUCCUCCUGCUCCUGGCCGUCCUGUUCGCGCUGUGCUGGCUCCCGUACAACAUCCUGCAGCUCCUCGUCGACGUGAACGCUGUGCAGGUGGACUCGGUUUCGCUGGUGCUGCCCUACACUCUGCUGCUGGGGCACGCGAAUUCGGCAAUCAACCCGAUAGUGUACUGCCUAAUGACGCGCAACUUCAGGCGUUCCCUGCGCAAGCUGAUUUGUCACGAUCCUGGUAACAUAAACUCUAAUACUCAUUUCCAUGUGAGUUCACACACGUUCAGUCGUUUAUCACUAACGAGUUACUGGAACUCUCCACUAACACUAAUUGUAUUAACGUGUUUUGCAGCCAAUGUUUCGAAGGCUAGAGAAGGGUAA